This is a messenger RNA of Blepharisma stoltei, 2660 nucleotides long. The record is from the annotation of a GenBank genome assembly. NCBI's taxonomy places the organism in Eukaryota, Ciliophora, Heterotrichea, Heterotrichida, Blepharismidae.
AUGUUAGGAGACGAGGCUACUAACCUGUUUAUUAUAAGUUCAACUAUCCUUGGACUUAUCUAUGGCAUUUUCAACAUCCUGAUGAUCACAAAAGUCCCUGUAGGUGAAUCUGGCGACUAUCAUCGCAAUGACCCACGCUACCUGAAAGAAAUUAUUGGCAUGAAAACUGAAAGGGUCGAAAAAAAGAACAAGAGAACAGGAGAGACCGAAUGGGUUGAUGAAGAAAUGGGCCCUUACCAUGAGAACUGGGACCAGGUCGUCUAUACACUGAACCGCAUUUCACAUGCAGUCUCUGAUGGCGCCAGAGCUUUCUUGAUGGAGGAGUACAAGAUUUUGGCUGUUUUCAUCGCAAUCUUCUCAGUCAUCAUUGCAGUCUUGGUUGAAGAAGAAAUUGGACAGUUUUGGACUGUUUUCGCAUUUGUCCUGGGAGCUGCCACAAGUAUUUGUUCAGGAUAUAUUGGGAUGAGAGUUGCAGUCUUCGCAAACUCCAGAACUGCUUAUAGCGCAAUUAACAGAGAAAACGGUCUUGCAAAUGCCUUUAUUGUAGCCUUCAGAGGAGGUGCUGUUUUGGGCUUCAUUCUUAACUCCCUUGGCCUUCUUAAUUUGCUGUUGCUUAUUACAGCUUACAAUUAUCUUUACCUUGGUGAAGAGUAUGAAAGCGAAAAAGUCAGGCACAUGUAUGAGUGCAUUGCUGGCUACGGCCUUGGUGGAUCCACAAUUGCCAUGUUUGGAAGAGUCGGAGGUGGAAUUUUCACAAAAGCUGCUGACGUUGGAGCUGACUUGGCAGGAAAAGUAGAAGAAGGACUUGAAGAAGACGACCCAAGAAAUGCAGCAACUAUUGCAGAUAACGUCGGAGACAACGUUGGAGAUAUUGCAGGUAUGGGCUCAGACUUAUUUGGAAGCUUCGCUGAAAGCAGCUGUGCCGCUCUUGUCGUUGCAGCUACCUCAGUAGAACUGACAGAGACCAUGUGUGCACUUUAUUUCCCACUAUUGAUUUCGGCCACUGGUAUUGUAUCUUUCUGGCUGAUAAUUGUAUAUAGCUAACUAUCAAUUUAAUACCUUAUUUACUUAAAAAUGAUGUAUAUAUCCAGCCAAUAUCUACAAAAUCAAUAAAGCUUUAUAUAGUGUCCUUUUUCACCAGUUUCUUCGCCACAAACAUCAUGAAAGUUGACAGUGAAGACAAAAUCGAAAGAACCCUCAAAUACCAGCUCUUAAUCUCCACUAUCCUCUUAACCCCAGCCCUUUACUUCUUAGCCAUGAAUGUCCUCCCAGAAGACUUCACCUUUGUCAGAGGUGACGAGGUCAUUGAAACCCAUAGUCUCCACGCCUUCAUUUGCAUUGCUUUUGGCCUUUGGUCUGGCUUAAUCAUUGGCUACGUGACUGAAUACUUCACUUCUUUUGCAUACACCCCAGUCAAAGAGGUAGCAGAAAGCUGCAGAACUGGAGCUGCCACCGAUAUCAUUUAUGGGCUUGCCCUUGGAUAUCUGUCCUGCAUUAUCCCAACCCUCUGUUUGGCUGCUACUAUUUAUGCUUCUUUCUACCUUGCAAGUAUGUAUGGGAUUGCUCUUGCGGCCUUAGGAAUGUUGUCAAACUUAGCCUUGGCCUUAGCAAUUGAUGGGUAUGGACCAAUUUCAGAUAACGCAGGAGGGAUGGUCGAAAUGAUCCACCUUAAGAAAGAAGUCAGACAAAGAACUGACGCUUUAGACGCUGCAGGAAAUACAACAGCUGCUAUUGGUAAAGGUUUUGCUAUUGGAAGUGCUGCUUUGGUCUCCCUUGCUCUUUUCGGAGCUUUUAUUACCAGAUCUAACAUGACUGAAGUCAACAUUUUGGCUCCUCUUCAGUUCGCAGGACUCCUUGUAGGUGCUAUGCUCCCAUAUGCUUUUUCAGCCUUGACUAUGAAAUCAGUCGGAAAAGCUGCAAACCAGAUGGUCGUAGAAGUCAGAAGACAGUUCCAAGAAAUGAAGAGAAACCCACACUAUGCCCCAGAAUACGAAAAAUGUGUACAAAUUUCAACCAGAGCUGCCUUAAAAGAAAUGAUUUUGCCUGGUAUGAUGGUCAUGCUAACCCCUAUUAUUACUGGCUGGCUCUUCGGACCUAGAGCAGUUGCAGGACUUUUGGCUGGAAUUUUGGUUUCUGGAGUCCAAAUGGCUACUAGCUCUGCUAAUGCUGGUGGUGCUUGGGAUAACGCUAACUCUCCCCUCAAGGAGGGGUAAUUUUUUUUUUCAAUUUAAAAAAAGCCCAAUUCGCAAAAAUUGGAAAGCAAAUAUUAAUUGAAUUUGUAAAGUUAUGCUUUAAAAUGCAUGUUGUUUAAAAUUAAAACAGAAUUAGCUAUAGAUUUUAUUAUGAAAAUUAUCAUUUUAUAUUAAAAAAAUUUUUUUUUGCUCAUAGAGGUGGGUUUUUGGGCAAAAUAUAGGAAUUUUUCUAAUGGUUUUGCUCGUUUAUGGAGUAAGAAAUACAUUGAAAAAGAGAGCUUAGUGCCUAAAUCUAGCCCUCAAUUCAAAGAUAUCAAGGCUGCAGCUGUUACUGGAGAUACAGUCGGCGACCCUAUGAAAGACACAUCAGGGCCAUCUCUUAACAUUCUAGUCAAGCUUUCAGCCAUUCUUUCACUAGUUUUCGGAGGAUUCUUCGCUUCAGAUUGGGGUGGUAUUUUAAUCGCUUAA